AUGGAUUCCUUCAUUUUCCUGGCCUUUCUGACUGGAGCAGUUCGGGCUGCAUCUUGCCCUGGUUAUAGGGCAUCCAACAUUGUAAAGACAACCGGCGUCCUCGCAGCAGAUUUGACGCUCUCUGGAAAUGCAUGCAAUGUUUACGGCCAGGAUAUUAUCGAUCUCCGGUUGCUGGUAGAAUAUCAGACUAAUACCCGGCUGCACGUGAAGAUAUAUGAUGCAGCUCUUGACGUAUAUCAGGUUCAAGAGCACAUUAUUCCGAGACCUGCGAGUCAAAAUGUAUCUGAGUCGGAUGCUGCACUUCAAUUCUCCUUUGAAGAAGAGCCAUUCUCAUUCAUAGUCUCGCGAUCCGAUACUCGGGAAGUCGUCUUCAAUACGACCGGCCAGGAGUUAAUCUUCGAGUCCCAAUAUCUUCAUGUACAGACUGCUUUGCCGAGCAACCCUAAUUUGUACGGGCUUGGGGAGCACUCGGACCCGUUCAGGCUGCCCACAGAGAGAUACCGGCGGACCCUUUGGAAUGCAGAAUCUCCGUUUAUUCCUCGCAACUCGAAUCUUUACGGAAGCCACCCUGUUUAUCUUGAACACCGCGGAAGUUCUGGUAGCCAUGGAGUGUUUUUGCUCAACUCCAAUGGAAUGGAUAUCAACAUCUACAAGGAGGCAGAGGGACAGCAAUACCUCAAAUACGAGACUGUGGGAGGUGUUCUGGACUUCUACUUCCUGGCUGGUCCAAGUCCCUUAGAAGUCAGCAAGCAAUACGCCGAGGUAAUCGGCUUGCCAGCCAUGAUGCCAUACUGGACUUUCGGCUUCCAUCAAUGCAAAUAUGGGUACUGGGAUGUGAACAUGGCAGCAGAGGUAGUUGCUAACUAUUCCGCUGCUGAGAUACCACUGGAGACACUGUGGGGUGAUAUCGAUUACAUGAAUCUGAGACAGGAUUUUACGACAGAUCCUGAGCGGUUUCCUCUGCACAAGAUGCGAGAGCUUGUGCAGACCUUACAUCAACGCGGCCAGCAAUACAUCAUGAUGGUUGACCCGGGGAUUCAUAGAGCGCAGAAUUACUCUACGUUCUUGAAUGGUGAAGAAAGCGAAGUGUUUCUCAAGUCCGACGAUGGUUCUAACUAUCUAGGUGGACAAUGGGCGGGCGAGGUGGUAUGGCCCGACUGGCUGGCACCUAACACGCAAAAGUGGUGGAGGAAUGAGUUUGCGACUUUCUUCGAUCCGGAUCGAGGAAUUGAUGUGGAUGGAGUUUGGAAUGAUAUGAAUGAAGCGUCGAACUUCUGUCCGAAUGUGACGUGCAAUACCACCCAGUUCGAUGACCCUUCAGUGUUUCCUAUCGCACCAACAACCCCUCCUCGAAACAAUACUGGACGACCGAUUCCUGGGUUUCCAGCGGACUUCCAGCCAGAAAAUGGCUCUGAUAAUAAGCUUGGCAGGAGGCAAAGCACUAAUGGGAUGAUGAAAGGGCUCCGCGACCGGGACUUAUUCAACCCCCAAUUCACCAUCAACAACCACCGAGGGGCAAUGAGCGACGGAACGAUAUACACCAAUAUAUCUAACGCUGAUGGUACUGUUCAAUAUGACACUCAUAAUCUGUACGGAGUAACCAUGGUAAUGGCCAGCCGUCAAGCGAUGCUAGCACGCAGGCCCCAAGCCCGGCCUUUCGUUCUCACGCGCUCUACAUUCGCUGGUGCUGGCACACACGCAGCACACUGGUUCGGAGACAACAAUUCAACCUGGGCUGACUAUCGUGUCUCAAUUGCACAACUGCUUGGGUUCUCCAGUAUACACCAAAUGCCCAUGGCAGGGUCCGACGUCUGCGGAUUCAAUGGAGUUGCCGACGAAAAGAUGUGCUCACGAUGGGCCAUGCUCGGAGCCUUCAUGCCAUUCUAUCGCAACCACGCAGUUAUCGACGCACCUUUCCAAGAGUUCUACGUUUGGCCAAAUGUAACGCGUGCAGCGCAAAAGGCCAUCGCCGCGCGAUACAGGCUGCUUGAUUACAUCUACACGGCGAUGUACAGAGCCAGCACGACUGGGUCGCCAAUAGUCAAUCCUUUAUUCUUCAUCUACCCAUCUGACCAGAACACAUUUGGCAUCGAUACCCAGUUCUUCUAUGGAGAUGCCCUCUUGGUCUCUCCAGUCGUCGAAGACUACUCCCAGUCUGUGUCGUUCUAUCUCCCAGAUGAUGUAUUCUACGACUUCUGGACGCUUGAGCAGAUUCAGGGCACUGGUGCUAACAGAACGUUGGACAACGUCGACUGGAACGACAUGCCGGUUUAUAUACGCGGUAGCACUAUUCUACCCUUGCGUAUUGAGUCUGCCAACACUACGAAGAUGCUUCGACAGAACGACUUUAACAUUAUAGUUGCGCCCGGCAAGGAUGGCAAAGCUGCCGGGUCUCUGUACUUGGAUGAUGGCGAGAGCCUAGAAGUCGGGGACUCCUACUCCGAUAUUAGGUUCUCGUGGGAUAGCAAGACAUUCACAGCGUCUGGAAACUUUGGAUUUGCAACGAGCCUUAUCGUGAAGACGGUUACGAUUCUGGGGGAAGGGGGGCCCAUCACGCAACAAGGGCCUUGGAGUCUUAGUGGACAGUUUGAGUUCACAUUGAGCUGA
Neoarthrinium moseri is the source of this 2607-nucleotide messenger RNA. RefSeq lists its product as uncharacterized. Gene Ontology annotation, molecular function: hydrolase activity, hydrolyzing O-glycosyl compounds; carbohydrate binding. The record is from RefSeq and is a predicted model, not a curated record. Gene Ontology annotation, biological process: carbohydrate metabolic process. Bases 1 to 2607 code for a protein of 868 amino acids. Lineage: Eukaryota; Fungi; Ascomycota; Sordariomycetes; Amphisphaeriales; Apiosporaceae. The transcript has 2 exons.